Messenger RNA from Colletes gigas, 450 nucleotides. RefSeq lists its product as uncharacterized. The record is from RefSeq and is a predicted model, not a curated record. NCBI's taxonomy places the organism in Eukaryota, Metazoa, Arthropoda, Insecta, Hymenoptera, Colletidae. The transcript is spliced from 3 exons. Bases 1 to 450 code for a protein of 149 amino acids.
AUGCUUACUAUACCUAAUCACAAGAAAAAUGAAUUUUCUUCGACAGAAGUACGAGGAAAAGUGGAGUUACAUUACGCAUUCGCGAUCAGCUUAGGUUUAAACGAUGUGAGAGUUCAUUGUUUGCAGACCAUUUUGCCGUUAACUGUGGUUGGUUUGCUAAGCUUAUCAACAGUCACACCGGACAGCGCAGGAAUCGUGGAAAUGGUGAAUGGAUUGGCGUACGGUGGGAUCCCAUACGGAAGCGUAACUGGCAUGGUGUCCAAGUAUCCAGGAUUUAUGAGACAACAAAUCAACACACUCCAAGCUCGACCAUUAGGUGGAUUCAAUUCUGCUCGACCAGUGGUUGUUAAUCCAAAUUUCAGAAGCACAGUACAAGGAGUACAACCACAAACCGUGCAAAUUUACAAUCUUCCACGUAUCGUUGGCAAUAUUGGUCACUUACGAUAUUAA